CCGUUAAUAGGGUCUGUUUUUACGCUAAAAGUUCAAGUGAAUGACAUCAUCAGUCAUCAGUACCUGCGACAAGCAGUUGUAGAAGUGUUUGUUAACUACACGAAGACAAAUUCUACUCUCACUGGAAACAAUGGAGCAGUAUUAAUAAAAGUUCCCUACAAAUUGGGAUUAAGCUUAACUAUCGUAUCAUACAAGGAUGGCUACAUGUUAACACCUUUGCCUUGGAAGACUGGGAGAAUGCCAAUAUACUCAUCUGUGACGCUUUCAUUAUUCCCACAAAGUCAAGCUAAUAUAUGGCUGUUUGAAGAUACUGUCUUAAUUACUGGAAAACUGUCUGAUGCCAAAUCUCAACCAAGUGUUCAGUUUCCAAAAUUUUUAAUAAAGCUUCCAACAAAUCACCAUAUUACAAAUAUUACAGCCUAUCUGACAGUGCCAGAGCAAUUUUUGAAAGUGGACAGCUUUCUCUAUACAACAGGCAUUCUUUUAAAUAAAUCAGGUUUCAAAAGCAUGGAAUUAGCUCCUCUUGCUGCAAUAUGUGUAAACGUUCUUUUGACUGGGAAAGAACUGAAAGUAAGUGGUCCCAUUCAGAUUACACUUCCUCUUCCCACAAGUGCUGUAAAAUCAGGAGAUGCUAUACCUGCAUGGACAUUCGAUAUGAAAGCUGGUGCUUGGGUAAGCCGUGGGCUAGGAAUGGUAAAGGAAGCAGAUGGUCAAUUAGUAUGGACAUAUACUGCUCAACACUUAGGAUACUGGAUAGCAGCUCCACUGCCUGGAACAAGAGAAUCCAUUAUUAGUGCAGUUUCCAAGGACAUAACAGCCUAUCACACAGUGUUCCUUACAGCCAUACUGGGAGGUACUGUUGUCAUUAUCAUUGGAUUUUUUGCUGUUCUUCUUUGUUACUGCAGGGAUAAAUGUGGUCGGACACAAAAGAAGGAAAAAAAUACAACUAAGCUGGAGGUCAUAAAAAAAGACCAGACAACAUCAACAACUCACAUAAAUCACAUCAAUGCUGUCAAGGGGUCUUCGAAGUUGGAGGAUAAGUCACAGUUAUAUACACCGAAGAUUUCUUCAUACAGCCCUCAAAGAAGGAUGUCCAUAGACGUGGAAGAUGGAAAAUCACGAGACAAUUUUAAAAUCUACACAGAGGAUGCUUCUUAUCAGUCAGCCUGUCAGACUGGUCAGUCAAGAAAUUCAGCACAUUCAUUGGAGCCUAAUGCUGGAGUUAGGCACUUACAGCAGCCAAAGCAUAGUAACAGUACUAUUUCCCAGGCUCCUAGGGACAUUCAAGACCAAAACAGAUACCUUUCACUGAAAGAGGAGAUGUAUGGGCUUUCCCAUAUCCCAGAACAUCUAAUGCAUAUUUACAAUCAACCUAUUGCUAUUCUUCAAACCUCUGACCUUUUCCACUCCCCAGAACAACUGCAUCCUGCGAAAUCAGCAACUUUGCCAAGAAAAGGGCAGUUAGUAUAUAGCCCCAUGAUGGAACCCAUGAAUCGUGACAAUUACAUGCAAACGUUACCAAAAAUGCCAGUGCACUCUCAUCCACAGCCUUCUGUCUGCAGAGAUGAAAACAGUACACUAGAUAGUGAAGAGGGCUUACCUUCUCAAACGUCAAACUGGGGCCGGUACACUAAUAGCUUACUGGAAUCUGUCUCUGUUCCUGGGACAUUGAAUGAAGCAGUUGUAAUGACUCCGUUUUCAUCUGAACUUCAAGGUAUUUCAGAACAAACAUUGUUGGAACUCUCUAAAGGAAAACCAUCUCCGCACCCUCGAGCAUGGUUUGUGUCCCUGGAUGGAAAGCCAAUUGCUCAAGUGAGGCAUUCUUUCAUAGAUCUGAAAAAGGGCAGAAAGACAGAGAGUAAUGAUACCAGUCUGGACUCUGGUGUGGACAUGAAUGAACAUCAUCCUAGUAGGAAACUGGAGAGAGAGAAAACUUUCAUAAAGAAUAUGCCGCAUUCUAAAAUCCUUUACUUGGAAGAUCUGGAUCUGAGUAGCAGUGAAAGUGGGACCACUGUUUGCACUCCAGAGGACCAGGCUGUGAGGCACAUUCUGGAUGGAGGGAAUGGGCCAGUCAUAGAACACGAUGAAGAAGGUCUAAGAAGAAAAACUGUAUCAGGAAGUCAUGAAUCUGGUAUCCCUUCUGCUAAAAAAAGGGAUAGACCGUCUAUCGUGAAAAGAGAUAGCAAAACCAAUAUCUGGAAAAAAAGAGAGGAGAGGCCGCUUAUUCCUAUAAAUUAAAACACAAUGUGCUUUGUGGUGUUGCCCUCCCUGCUGGUUAUUGACCUCUUGGCUGCUUCUGUAGUUUUGCAGUGUUGGGUUUACAAGGGAAAUGUUGUUUCUAGUAUCAAGAAAAGUCACAUUUUUU
This is a messenger RNA of Pelecanus crispus (Dalmatian pelican), 2365 nucleotides long. The record is from RefSeq and is a predicted model, not a curated record. NCBI's taxonomy places the organism in Eukaryota, Metazoa, Chordata, Aves, Pelecaniformes, Pelecanidae.